AUGCCCCCCACACCCAACGAGGCGCCCCCCCCCCCCGACCAGCGGCGCGACGGGGGAGACGCCACGCCGCAGGCGCGCCUGCGCCAAGGCGCCCCGGCUGCGCAGCCGGCCCGGCGGCCCGUCGCAGGCGCAGCGCGCUUGGGAGAGGGCCGCGCGAGGACGGCGAGACCCCAGCCUCCCACACGCCGGCCAAGUCGAGGAAGCGCUCCCCGGUACCCGCGCGUCAGACCGACAGUGCGCAUGCGCAGACGAUCCGCUGCCGGCCUGCACACAGACUGGCUCGAUGCGCUGCUACAUAUGACACCUUGCCUGUUCCAGCCUGCAACCCAGGUGCUGGGCACAGUUAAGUGGUUCAAUGUUCGCAACGGCUAUGGAUUUAUUAACAGGAACGACACCAAGGAGGAUGUUUUUGUGCACCAGACAGCCAUCAAAAGGAACAAUCCUCGGAAAUUCCUGCGCAGCGUCGGCGAUGGGGAGACUGUGGAAUUCGAUGUUGUGGAAGGAGAGAAGGGCGCCGAGGCAGCCAACGUCACCGGCCCGGGCGGCGUGCCGGUGAAAGGCAGCCGCUACGCCCCCAACCGCCGGCGCUUCCGCAGAUUCAUCCCCAGGCCCCGGCAAGCCCAGCUGCCACCGCAGGACACCACCAGAGUGGAAGGGGCUGCCCAGCCGGUCAGCGAGGGGGAGAGAGUCGACGACGCCAUGCAGCAGCCGCCCCGCAGGAGGCGCCCUUUGCCGUUCUUCUUCCGCCGGAGAUUUGUGCGUGGGCCCCGGGCUCCGGUCCAGCAGCAAGCCCAGCCGGUGCAGGGCACGGAAGGCGCAGAACCUAAAGAUGCCACCCAGCCAGAGGGAGACCAGCAACCGCCAGCCCAGGCUGGGGAGAGAGCUCCGGCCCCUCGCUUCCGGCCCAGAUACCGCAGACCCUUCCGCCCCCGCCCGCCACAACAACCCACCACUGAAGGAGGCGACGGUGAGACCAAAGUGGUGCAAGCCCCAGCAGACGGCAUCCGUCCCGAACCCCAGCGCCAGCGUAACCGGCCCUACUUCCAGCGCAGACGGCAGCAAACAGCUGGCACCCGGCCGGCAGCAGUAGAGCCGACCGUUACCGCCUCCAAAGACCAGCCUGCUCUGAGCUCUGCCGCUGGGGGGGACACCCCUGCUGCCAGCACCCCGGCCACUGCUCAGGAACCAGCAGUGGAAGCCAGCAAACCAGCUGCCCCCGCUCCAGAGGGUCCCUCCCAGCCACUGCCUGAGAUCCAGCGACAGCUUGUGGAUACUUCGACACCCGAGCCCGGGGGGGACCCUGCCCCAGCCCUGCUGGCGUAAGAGUGAGGGGAUGCAAAGAGCUGCCAGCUGGUGUCCAUCUUGCCCGUAUCUCCAAGUUACCUCAUACUGCACAGAGACCCCAAACUCCACCCGGUCCCGCCCUCUCCUCGCUGCUGAUCGAAGCCAAGAAUGUGAACCCUGAGGGGGGACUGAACAAAAAUCUUUAAGUUUAAAAAAAACAACUUUUUUUGAGGGGCUAGUCCCCUCCCUCCCAUAGCUUCCUCAGUUCAAAGGGAAACUGGCUGUUGAAACUUGAGUUAAUUCCCUCCCUCCCUAAUUUUUUUGAAGAGCACUUUUUUGUGAACAUUGUGUGCAGUUUGGGUGUCAGUAAAGGAAUUUGCACAGACUCCUGGUGUCGCCGGGUCUUUCCUGCCUUGCUGAGGGGGCGAAUGAGCCGCCUUUGGCAAAGCCACCAUAGUCUGUGGA
Chelonoidis abingdonii (Abingdon island giant tortoise) is the source of this 1749-nucleotide messenger RNA. NCBI's taxonomy places the organism in Eukaryota, Metazoa, Chordata, Testudines, Testudinidae. The record is from RefSeq and is a predicted model, not a curated record.